AAACAAUGCAUUCAGAUUUCUGACGCGCACCUGUUUGACGUACACAACGCAUAAGGAUGUACUUUUGUAGGUAAACAAUUUCCUGGACUUACUUCCCCUGAGGGAUGGGCAUCUCCUUUAUAGUGUACAUUCGGCGGACAGAACACAGAUUUAUCGUAAAGUUAGCAAGUAUGAAGUUUCUACUGCUGAUAGCAUCUGUUAUUUUAUCAGGGAGCCCUAUAGAAGCCUGUGAUAUUGAAGGUGUCCUGAAAUGCUGGACCGAGUCCUCUGUACCAGAAAUUUCUAAGAAAUUUGCGUCAUCAGAACUGUUAAAGACCCUGAAUGCUCAAUAUGCCGCAGAUGAAUACUGCAGCGCCCAGGAGAAACUUGACCGUUGCAUGCAAGCGUUCAAAGACAAAUGUCAGUCCGUGGACACCUUGUCUUUAGACACCAUUAUAUCUGCAGGAAAAUUUCUGUGCACAAAGGGAAAACAAGAUUUCAUUAAUCAUUUCCACUGUCUGAUGUCCAGAUCAUUUCAAAACAAUACUCUGUCAUGUAUGAAUGACAUCAUGGAACUAGUCCAAAACGUUAGCGAGGCCCAGGCUAAUGGUUAUGACAUUUCGCAUCAAAAAUGCAGCGCGGCAGAGGAGGCGUUUACCUGUAUAGAAGGGAAAACUCAAAUGUCAUGUGGAGAUGCGGCAAAAGAGUUUGUUCAUCACUACCUAGAAGCGACCAUCCAGCCACUGAUGAAAGGUGUAACCUGCAAUCACAGCCACUCUCCUAAUGAAUACCCUACUACAAAUGGACAUCAGAAUAAUAAACAUUGUACGAAAUACUGUUAUAAAUACCCGGAAACAUCGAUCACUCCCGUUUUGGAAAGUACCAAAAUAGAAAUGGAUGAAUGGUGCACAGCGAAUUGCAAACUGGGCAAUUGUCCUGAGAAUUUGUGUACCUGUGAUUGCCAAGUUCCCACGCAGGUUCUCGUGUGUGAGCCAGUCCAAUCAAAAUUUGCUGCCGAGGAGGACGGCGCCACCUGGUGUCAUAACACAUGCACAGCUGGUCAUUGUCCAGAGGAAUACUGUAAAUGUCAUAUUCUGUAUAGCCUCCCUAGACCUAUUACAAGUGGUUGGAGGUGAUAGAGCUGGGGUGACAGAUUCAAAAGGGGGUAAAUAAUACACCUUUGUUACACCAAAUGAAAUCCAUUGUUUUUGCCCAAAUUAUAGUUCGCACUCAUUGUUUUGUGUUGUGAUUUAUUUUACUGUUUAGUAUUAAGACAACCUGGGUUUUCUAUGAUAUUACUUACGAAGUUUUCUAUGUACAACUUACAAAUAUCUAGAUAUUACUUACGAAGUUUUCUAUGUACAACUUACAAAUAUCUAUGAUAUUACUUACGAAGUUUUCUAUGUACAACGAGAAAUAUCUAUUCAUUUGUAACAUUUUGUAUGUCGAUUUGACGCUGUUGCCAACACAAGGAAAUUUUGUUGGAAGUUGUGAACAAAUUUUCGAAUGUUUACAUCCAUUCCAUCUGCAUUUGAUUUUAUUUGUUUGGUUGUAUAAUAUAAGCGAAUAUAAGA
Ostrea edulis (European flat oyster) is the source of this 1553-nucleotide messenger RNA. RefSeq lists its product as uncharacterized. The record is from RefSeq and is a predicted model, not a curated record. Bases 105 to 1115 code for a protein of 336 amino acids. Lineage: Eukaryota; Metazoa; Mollusca; Bivalvia; Ostreida; Ostreidae. The transcript has 6 exons.